This is a messenger RNA of Staurois parvus, 405 nucleotides long. The record is from the annotation of a GenBank genome assembly. Lineage: Eukaryota; Metazoa; Chordata; Amphibia; Anura; Ranidae.
CUGCCAUUGGCGUCCUCAGCUGUCAAUCACCAGGUGAUCCCCUGCCGGCACCCAGCGAUUGCCAAGCAUCACAGACGGGAGAGAGACCUGUAUGUAAACAAUACAAAUCUCUCCCCUGUCAUCUCCUGCACAAUGCUUUGUAUUGUUCUGCAUAGCAGAGUAAUACAAACGCACACACACAUAGCACACUGUAAAACAGCACACAGUUAACCCUUUGAUCACCCCAGAUUUUAACCCCUUCCUGUCCAGUGUCAUUAGUACAGUGUCAGUGCUUUUUAUUAGCACUGAUCACUGCAUUAGUGUCACUGGGGAUGUCAGUGACAGUUAGUCAGUCCCAGUCCCUUCCCACCACCCCCAGUGUCAGAAUGCCUGCCUCAGUCUCGCAGUCCCGCUAUAAGUCACUGA